This is a messenger RNA of Teleopsis dalmanni, 1026 nucleotides long. RefSeq names its product ubiquinone biosynthesis protein COQ4 homolog, mitochondrial-like. NCBI's taxonomy places the organism in Eukaryota, Metazoa, Arthropoda, Insecta, Diptera, Diopsidae. The record is from RefSeq and is a predicted model, not a curated record. The transcript is spliced from 5 exons. Gene Ontology annotation, cellular component: mitochondrion; mitochondrial inner membrane. Bases 180 to 1007 code for a protein of 275 amino acids. Gene Ontology annotation, biological process: ubiquinone biosynthetic process.
UCAAACUCUCUAUUGUAAAAAAUUAACGUUAAAUCAUCUGAUCCGAAAAUCUUACUGUGGUUUGGAGAAAAAAUCUAAGUUAAGUUAAAGCGCAGCUUUAUGUGGAUAAAUCUAGAGAGUAUAGCGUAUAAGAUACUCGUUUUUUGCAGAUCAUACUGCAGCCUUGACCUCACAAACAAAUGUUCAGAACAAUAAAACCUCAGAAUAUAAUUAGAACUUGUAUGAUUCGCAAGUGUCACUCAACAACAUCAGCGAAUACAAAAGCAGAUAACGUUUCAAAUGAGGAUGAUAUAUCGCAGGACAAUAAUCCAGAACUAUGGGAUGACUUCACCAAAGAAUUUAUGAAAAAUCGAAUUGAGUUAACACCACUUCAAAAAUUUAUACUAUGUACUGGAUCUUCGCUUGCCGCCAUUUUAGAUCCUAGAAGGCACGAUAUGAUUGCUUGUCUUGGAGAAACAACUGGAGGAUUUGCAUUAGAAAACAUUUUACAAGAAAUGAAGUCCAAUGAGGAGGGUCAAAGAAUACUCACAUUACGACCACGCAUCAAUACAAAAACCGUUGAUCUUGAUAAAUUACGUUCCCUACCAGAAAAUAAAUUUGGAUAUGCCUAUGUAAAAUUUUUGGAUCAUAACAAUGUAACGCCAGAUUCACGAAUGGAAGUUCGUUUUAUUAAUAAUCCAGAAUUAGCCUAUGUAAUGACACGAUAUCGAGAAUGCCACGAUUUGGUACACGCGAUAUUAGAUAUGCCCACAAAUAUGUUAGGCGAAGUGACAGUAAAAUGGAUAGAAGCUUUAAAUAACAAUUUACCAAUGUGCUAUGCUGGGGCAGUUUUCGGAGCAAUGCGUUUAAGGCCCAAGCAACGAAAAGAAUACGUCAAUCGUUAUUUACCAUGGGCUGUAGAAAAUGGCAAAAAAAUGAAACCAUUAAUGCCAAUAUUUUGGGAGGAACGUUGGGAGCAAAAUACAGACGAUUUACGUAAAGAAUUAAAUAUAACACCAUUAAAAUAAUAUAUAUACAUAUAUUUUU